Hemibagrus wyckioides is the source of this 2530-nucleotide messenger RNA. RefSeq names its product treacle ribosome biogenesis factor 1 (gene llcp). Bases 112 to 2187 code for a protein of 691 amino acids. Gene Ontology annotation, molecular function: protein binding. NCBI's taxonomy places the organism in Eukaryota, Metazoa, Chordata, Actinopteri, Siluriformes, Bagridae. The record is from RefSeq and is a predicted model, not a curated record. The transcript has 8 exons.
GGUAAAAUCAAGCAUGGUGGUGAAAGGAGGAAGCUAACAGUAACGUACAAAUGCGAUAAAGUUAAUAAAAUUAGAUUUUUUGUUGGGUUUCUUUUGGGUGGGAGGGUAAACAUGGCUUCAAAGGAGACUGGCGCUUCUGAGCAUGCGCUGAUCGAUUUGAUAUAUCGGCAUUUAAAGGAGAGUGGAUAUAAGAAAGCAGCCAGCGCGCUCAAACAGCAUGCUCCUCAGGUAAAGUCUGGGACUGUAAAAGUGUCACUCAGUGAUAUAUUCAAGAAAUGGUUGAGUGAGGAACAGGAAAAGAAGAAUGAUGAAGGAAAAGCAUCCCAGACAGGUGCAGAGUCAACCACAAAUGCAGCACACAACACCAGGCGUGAGAAGAAGAAACCAGCUACACCCAGAAAUCAGAAAAGAAAAAGGUCUGAAGUGAAGACAUGCAAAAUUUCCAGUGUUGUAGAAGACCACAAGAAAGGAGGAGACUCGGACUUGGACUCGGACUCCAGUCUGGAUGUUGACAAAUGGAAGAAACUGGCCUUACAGCUAUCAGAUGCUGACUUUGCAAAAAUGGAUGCUUUUACAAACUUCACCACAUCUACUGCCAAGUCCACGAAGAAGCGAAAGCCAGCACAACCUAAAAAACAACCUUUACCCAAGAAAACUAAAGCUAAAACUGCCACCACCCCCACAAAAACUGACAAAAAGUCAACAGCGAAAAAAGCUUCUGAAUCCGACAAAAUUAAAACUCCCUCUGAAAAAGCCAUCAUCACAGACCCAAACGUAAAGAGUCCUGAAAGUAAAACUGCUCCCAGACUUUCAGAUCAGGUUGCGACCCCUAAGACAGCUGUAAGUAAUGGACUUUCAGAGAGUGAUGGAACUAAAGUUAAACGCAAGAAAAAGCAAAGCCUCUCGAAAUCUCAUGACAUUGAAACUCCAAGUAAAAAGGCUGAGAAAGAGAAAACUACAGAAUCUGAACCAGCUGAUACUCCGUGUAGGAUGACAAGAUCAAAGAGUAAUGCUGAUGUUACAACACCUGGAUGUUUAGAAACGCCUUCUAGGGUUACUGAUCCGGAUGAGCAUGGCAUUCAAACAUCUCAGUGUGGUUCAGAUUCAGUUGAAUUGUCUGAAUUGAACAGUCCGAAACAUUCUAAAACGCGUGAGACGAAAGCUAAGAAGGAUAAAUCUAAAAAAAAGGCAAAAAUCGUGGAGUCUGUAGCCACAGAGACCUCCUUAGCACCUCACACUGAGGAUGGUACUAGCUCUCUAAAAUGUGAGCAGUCAAAAAUAAAUCAGGUUUCAGAGGUUAACCCAGCAGAGACUCCCUCUAAGAAAGCUAAAUCCAAGAAAUCUAAAGAACGUCAAGAACCUGGAGAUGUGGCCAUGCUUUCUGGAGAAUGUGAGCUCGAGGUUAACAGUAGUCACUCCAACCAGCAUCAGACUGAGACCCUGUCAGCAUCAGUUAAAAAAUCUAAAAGUGUUGCGGGGUCAGAAACAGUUGAGAAACAGUCUAAGAAAGCUAAGAAAAGCUUAUUGGAGCCAAAUGGGACAGAACAUCCACCUAGAAAAAUAGAAACUCAAGCUGCUGCUAGCAUCUUGGAACCUCUCAGUUCAGAGACGCCUUCUAAAAAGUCUAAAACCAAGAAAGCUACAGAAAACCAUCAAACAGAUUCUCCAUCUAAAAAAGCUGUUGUGGAUGUCGGGGAAGGUGAGCUUGCCGCAAAUAGCAGUUCUUCAAAAUCAGAUCAUGUUGGCAGUAUAAGAAAGAGUAAAAGAAAGAGAGCUGACAGCUAUGGAGAAAAUCUGACUUCUUCAGUAACUGAACACGUAUCUAAAGAACAAUACAAUAGCCUCAUGCGUACCGAGAACAGCACCGAAAAUGAAAGCCAAGAAAGCGUUUUAGCAGUGGAGGUGGAAGGAACUCCAGAGCCAAAGAAGAGAAAGAAACAUAAAAAAGAUAAAGAGAAGGAGAAAAACGAAACUGCUGAAAAUGUUGAAGAGGUUCCACCAGCAGAGGAGUUGGCAGAUUCCUUGCCAAGCAGUCAGAAGAAAAAAAAAAAGAAAAAACAGAAACAUAGAGAGGAGGAUGUGCCACCGGUGUCUGAUCCUGCACCUGAAGAAGACUCUCCAAAAAAGAAAAAGAAAUCAUCAAAGAAGAAGGAGCACGCUGAUGUGUCCGAACAGGAACCCCUUUAAAAGCAAGACCCUGAUCCAGCCUGGAAACAAGAUGGACGCUAACAUGAAAUAUUGGAAAUGCCGUCCUACAUCCGUUCACGGUGUUUGUCUGUGAAAGUGUUGAUGAUUUCUAGAAAAGACAAACGUUUCAAUUUUUAAGUUUUAUUUUAAAUAUCAUUUGUUUUUAUAUACAGACAUUUUUAAUAUGUGAGAUGAAGAUUAUGCCAUGCUUCGACACUUUGUUUAUAGAAGACUAAUCAUAGAAACAUUCAAGCAAUUCUCCAGUGAUAAGGAACCUGUACUCAGAUACAAAUGAUCUGGAAUUUCUUUUACAUUUUUAUAAAUAUAACUCCAUAUUUCUAAA